AUGACCGCCUCCCAGGAUGCACCAGUUUCUCCGGCCAUGGGGCCUAAGAUUGCCAUCAUCGGUGCUGGCCCGGCUGGCUGCAUGCUCGCGAGACUCCUCCAUCGGGCCAAUGUGAGCGUCACCGUGUUUGAGAGCGAGGCGUCGCUCGAUUUUCGAUCUCAAGGCGGGACGUUGGACCUCCACACAUCGACCGGCCUCCUUGCCAUGAAGGAGGCCGGAUUAUGGGACGAAUUCCUCGAACACGCGCGAUAUGACGGGCAGUACAUCGCCUGGGUCGACCAGCACGCGCGCCAGCAUUUCGUCAUGGGAGCCUCCAGUGCGCGGAGCGACGUCCAAGAGCGGCCCGAAAUCGACCGCCGCGCAGCUGCGGCGCAUCCUUGCGGCAUCCCUCCCCGAGGGCAUCAUCAAAUGGGCGACGGCAGCCUCAACGUUUACCUAUCGUCCUUGCAAGACGAGGCGGACUGGAUGAGGCCGGAGAAGUGUGGGCACGACACAUCCGACCUGGCAGCCGCCAAAGAGGCCUUGAUGGAGGAGUAUCGCGACUGGGACAGCACCAUCACCGACGCAAUCCUCAAGGCACAAGGGGACUGCAAGACGAGGUCAUUGUACAUGCUGCCCGUCGGCUUCCGAUGGGCACACCACCGAGGUGUCACCGUCAUUGGCGAUGCGGCGCAUCUCAUGGGGCCCUUUGCUGGGGAGGGCGUCAACGUGGCCCUCGAGGACGCCAUGAGGCUGGCGGCGUCCAUCAUCGCGGCCGCCGAGAACACGGAGGAUGGGAAGGAGACGCUGGACCAGCAGGUGGACGCCUUUGAGAGGGACAUGUUCCCGCGCAUGGAAAAGGUGCAGCGGCUGACGGACGAGCUGAUGCACGAUUACUUCCACACGCCGGGUGUACCGCAGAGCAUCAUGGCGCGGGUUCUGACGAGGCAUGUGCAGUUUUCGACGCCGGCGAUACUGCACCCGCUGGCGACGUUGGGUGUGCAUGGUUAUUUGUUUUGGAACAGCCUGGCCUCCCGGUGGCGGUGA
Molecule: messenger RNA, 1026 nt
Organism: Verticillium alfalfae VaMs.102
Lineage: Eukaryota; Fungi; Ascomycota; Sordariomycetes; Glomerellales; Plectosphaerellaceae
Product: monoxygenase
Exons: 3
Coding region: 1-1026 (341 amino acids)
Molecular function (GO): FAD binding
Source: RefSeq, a predicted model, not a curated record